UCCUGUUGUUUUAUUAAGAAUUUUAUUUGUUGUGUUGUACAAGAUCUGCAUAACGAGAACUUUAUGCUUUAACAAAAGAGACAUUUAUACUUGACAAGACCAUACAAAAGAUAAAUUUCAUUAUUUGUUUAUUCUGUAAGAAAUGAUUCCAGAACAUUUUUUUCCAUUCGGAGUAGAAUUUAAUUGCAUGCAUUAUAUAUAUAUACACACACAUCUAUGUUGUCAUACAUGAUAAAUUACUCUUGCUCAUCAUAUAAUAAUUAAUAGCCUCUUAAAAUUUUAUUUUAGUUUUAUGAGUACAGAAUUACAACAUUUCAUUCCACAGCAAUGAUGCCAUUCUCUAUAAGUAAGAAGCAGACUCCAAUGGUUGAUACCAAAUAUGGUAAAUAUCCGAGGGGCAGUACACUGGCACAUCAGCAAAAACUUCAUGACAGCUUCAUCAUGAACUUCACUGAACUAGCCACAUUUCCUGAUCUUCCCCUAAGGAAUGUGAUGUCAGGAGAUAUUCCUGAUUUAUCAGAAGAAAAGAAGGACCUUUUAACCUCACUCAAAGUUUGUUUUCCCCAUUGUCAUUUAUCAUUUAUUAGAUACAUUAAAAUUUUAGAAGUGGAAAGUGAAAUUAGCUGACCUGUCCAAGUCAUCUUUAUUCCUCACCUCUUCUUUCAUACAAAUGGGUACAGUUUAUGAUUUAAAAAGUUAAGCUUUGAUAUUAAACAUUGUCUUUUGAAGGAUUCUCAUUGGCACUUACAUGGAUAAAGAGAGUGGUAUCCAGGACAAUGGAGAAUGUUUGCCUGCAUUAAAGAAUCAUUUUCAUCUUUUUUUAUUGCUAUUGCAUAUUCUCUUCCAAAGUGCUUGGUAUAGCCCAAAGUUCAUGUGUUUAUGUGCAUUUAUUCUUUAUGGAUUUCAAAUUAUUUUUGCAGGUCACUCAGCAAGAAUCUGUUGUAAUAGAAAGGGAUACACGACUAUAGUCGAAUUGUCCCUUGUGGCACAAGCUGCGACAACACCGCAUCACUGCUUCUGUUGUAGCAGAUGUCGCAAAAAGGAAGAAAGGUUAGGUUUUUGUUCCAGUUGUUGUAGUAAGUGCAGCUAUAUGAAAUAAUAGUGAAAGAUGGCACUCUUCGGUAGCUGGCACAGUGUAUUGUUUAUAAUGUUAAUGAGGAAAUGUAAUGAUGAGGCAACACACAAAGAAAGCAGCAUAAUUUACUGUCUCUUCCGAAUCAAGAUUAGUUUCUUAGACUUCAUUUAUACUGUCAGGACAUUAAUGCACAUAAUGUAUGUUAUAAGUAACUAAUUGUUGAAUAGCUUACAUCAUUAUUGUCACCUAAAGAUAAAUCAGUGUGAUUUAUACCAUAUACAGAGACUAGUACAUCUUUCUAACAUUUACUGCCAAUGCAGAGAGAAUGCCCUUUUCAUUUUAAAAAGUAAGUUGUCUUAAGUAGACAAUUGCAAUGUUUAACUCAAAAUAAUUAAUUAUGAUUCUUCAGAUUUCCAAGCCUUGUCUAAAAGACUUAAAUCUUCAAAGACAAGAAUGACACAGGCCAUGAAAGAUGGCAUUAAAAAUGAGCCUCUGGCAGCUGAGGCAUACAGUAAUAUGAAGGGAAAUACUGUCAACCUGUAUCCAGCAGGAAUUAUCAUACACCCAGAUGCAUUCUGGUUGGCAGCAAGUCCAGAUAGAAAAGUGUAUGAUCAGUCCAGAACACAAGAUCCCUUUGGACUGUUAGAAAUAAAGUGUCCAAGCAUGUCCACAAGAAGAUCACUUGAGGAACUACCCUAUUUGGAAGAAGUCAAUGGAAAGCUUCAGCUUAAAAGAAGUGACCGUUACUAUUAUCAGAUACAAAUGCAGCUGGCUGUAACAGGUCUAGAAUGGUGUGACUUUUUUGUGUGGUCCGUAGAUGCUUGCCACCUGGAGACAAUAAACUUUGAUCAAAAUUUCUGGAAUGGGGUAAAAAAUGCAGUUGAUACAUUCUUUUUUUACCUAUCACCUAUAAGAAAACAGCUGGUUUCCGUGUUGAUCUUUCUCGAUAUCAUCCACUGGUAGUAUACCAUAGCCUACAUUUCUUGAUCAGGAUCAUCUGAGGCAUUGGGUGCAUAUUUGGUGACAAGAGGAGGGUUAAAGUUUGUAAGGAGAACAGCUACAGUCCAUAACUGAUUCAAGCUACCACAUAAGGUCAAAAGGAAUCUUUCCGUGAAAAAGCCUAUACUCUUUGACUCUGCGGAUUGCUCACUCCACAUGUACUCGUAGUGAACUGAUACUUUGGUUGGCUGUGACUUCACUUUCAGAAAACUGACCCUUUCCUGAUAAAAAAGCAGGCAUGUUUAAUGAAAUAUUUUUCUUUGCCAGGAUAUUUUGUAUGUUGAAACCUUUGUCGCUCAUUACAGAAUCUCCAGGUUCCAGCAAGUCAAUUAGGCCAGAAAGCUGCGUUAUUUCAGAGUCAGACAUGCUGCCUGAAUAAAGUUUGGAUACAAAGGUCACUGACCCAUGUGGUGAUAUACCUAUCAAAGACUUGAGUGUUGCCUGACCUUUGUAGUUGGAGUAGAACUGACUGCUUCUCACUAAUGAAGAAGGGUUCUGCAUAAACAACUCAGUGCAGUCUACAAUUAUUCUUGUUUUUGGAAAAGUAGCCUUGAAGUCAUCUGGCAUAUACUCGUCUAUUUCUUCCCUAGAUAGCCAGAUAUUCAUGCUGCCAAGAAUGGUAUACAAAAAAUUUGCCCACGCAUUGAUUUUAGUGCUCACAGAGGAUGCACUAAUUGCAAAGCGAUCUGAGAGAUCUGUUAUUAAUAGACCCAGUCUCAGCCGCACAAGAAACAUAAACAGUUCAUCAAUAAGCUGCAUAUUUCCAUUUGGACGUCUCAUGCAAAGUUUUUCGCCUGAUUUGCCAUAUGCCUGGUACAUUCCUUUUGCAUGUGGCUCAAGAAACAUAUAAAAUAUUUUUAAUACUUUGUAGCUGGGAAAUCCAGUGUAAAACUGUAUUUUAGCAUCAUCAUAUGCAUACCGUUCUAAUCCAAAUUUGUCAAUUUUGCUACUGCUCUCCAAAGUUUGUACAUGUUGUUCUAACUGUCGUACCCUCUCUUCAAGAGCUUUAUUUUUUUCUUUUUCUUUGGAGAGCUGCUCUUCAAUAGAGGGGAUGCUUACUGCUGCAGGCUCUUCAUCUGCUGUUGCAGGCUCUGCGUCUGCUGUUGUA
Pomacea canaliculata is the source of this 3182-nucleotide messenger RNA. RefSeq lists its product as uncharacterized. The transcript has 2 exons. The record is from RefSeq and is a predicted model, not a curated record. NCBI's taxonomy places the organism in Eukaryota, Metazoa, Mollusca, Gastropoda, Architaenioglossa, Ampullariidae. The coding region runs from base 1529 to 2038 and encodes 169 amino acids.